AUGGCGAAAGUAUACUUCCGCGGUCGGUCUGGUGGGAACUGAAAUUUUUACUUUUAUGCCGUGUUCAAAGUGAUUCCGCGAAAUUCAAAAUAGCCGUCAGAGAAAGAGAAAGACAACUAAAUUUUGGAGGGUCAGAGACAAUUUCGCAUUUCGCGGAAAUUACUUUGAACACGGCAUUACCCAUUUAUGGUUCCUCGCCUUCUGCGUGGAUAAACCCAUCUUUCGAUUUUUUUUAAGACGGUUUUUCCAAAAGAUAAUUCAUCUCCAUCAUUUUUCAUUUUUUCUGAUUGAAAAAUUAGUCGUUAACAUUUUUUUUUGCAAUAAGUUUUUUUUUUCUAAAUGUUUAAGUUAAACACGGUUUGUUGAAGGUUUACGGUUCGAAUCGGUGUCGAACUGGCUCAUUUGCAUGAGUAGCAUCCAAAACUUGCAACAGGUUCGUUUACUAGAGAGAGAGAGACGCUUACUAGUUCAUUUCUUGUUUCAAUUCGCCUUUUCAAAAGUAUAAUUGCAGCUGCGCGAAUUUUUGACAGUUUACAAUACUUUGACCGAACGUUGUUUCUCCAGCUGCAUCCGAGAUUACAACAGCAACGUUCUUAACAAAGACGAAGAAGGCUGCGUCUCUAAAUGUGUGACUCAUUGGUGUUUUUGUAUUAAAAUCGAAGUUUGCAGGUAUUGAGAAGCAGAUGCUAGUGAACCGACGGUUUAUGAUAGUAUUCGCAGAGCAAGCACCAAAAGUUCUCUUCAAGCAAGGUCAAGAAUCUCCCGUAGAAGCAAUCAAGGCAAAAAAGACCAAAGAAGAGCCAAAAGUCGAGGAGAAAGUAGAAACUAACGAACAAUAAGGUUUGGAAGUCUUUGAGGAGUGAACUUCGGAAAUUUUUUUCAGAUGAACGUAAUUUCUGAGCACGGUUUCCGACAGGAUGGUCGUCGUUCUUCCCAAAUUCGUAAUAUAAAUACUCGUCUUGGUUUAAAUAAAAGUGCCGAAGGCUCAUCUUACAUUGAGCAUGGAAAUACUAAGGUUUUCAUGAAUAUCAUAUUCUCAUUCAGAAUUUGAUUUGAGGUCCUCUGUGCUGUUUAUGGUCCAUAUGAAGGCAAAGCUUCCAGGCGUGUUGAGGACCGCUGUGUGAUCAAUUGUCAAUACAGGUUGAACCUCCUCACAGAAACAAAAUAAAAAAUAUGGCUUUCCAGUAUGACCACAUUUUCUGGGCUCGAGCGCAAAAAAAGGCCGCGAGGCGACAGAAAAUCCACAGAGAUGGCCCGUUUAUUGGAGAAAGCUUUCGAAUCAGUCGUUAUCACGGAGUCUUUCCCAAGGUCCCAGAUCGAUAUCUUCUGCGAGGUGAUCCAGGUAAAUUUGUCCUAGUUUCUGAAUUGCGGAAAAAAAAAACGAGGUUUCUCAGAAGUUUCCGCUGAAAGAGCUAUUUUGCAAAUUUUCGAUUUCUUCCUCAAUCUAUAAUAGUUUAGAAUGAAAGAUUUAAAAGGCCUAAAGUAGUACUUUAUUUUUUUGUUUUUUUGCAAGUGCAUGUUAUAAUUUUUAUCCUGCUUUCUUAGUUCUCACGAUUAUCGUAACUUUUUAUUUUGAUGGAGUAAGACGUUUAUUAUAUGCCGAAAUUUUUUCCCUUUGACUUGAGAAUCAUGAAAAGAUUUAUUUACGGCAAGAGACAUUUGUUGAAGAUAAAAAGUUCUUCUAUGUUUAUCUUCCUUCAAAAGCUUUUUCUUUAAAAUUUUAUUCUUGAUUUUCUCAAGAUGCAACAAUUUUUCAUAUCUUCCACUCCAACAACGGGUGCUCAGUGAAAGAUUUCAGAGCGACGGCUCGAAUUUGGCGGCGUGCGUGAAUGCGGCUUCCCUGGCCCUGGCCGACGCCGGAAUUCCGAUGAAAGGUCUGGCGUCGGCAGUGACUUGCGGCGUCAUCGAAGGAAAUCCUGUGGUGGACCUUGCCUCCCGUGAGGAAAACGACCUUAUGCCGAGAAUCACAGUAAGUGAUUCUAAAAAAGCAUAGUCAAGUUGUAAGAGAGCCAAUUGUAAUAUUAUCAAUGACCAAUUGAAAAAGUUUUUUUUAAUUCCUGACGACAGCUUAGUGAAACGAUUUCCGCGGAAAAAAAAAAUUCAAUUUUGUAACCUUCCACUCUUCACUUGCUAAGAAGUGUUCAUCUGUAAACUAUCACAUGGAGAAUAACUCUAUUUUUUCUCUGUAUCAAUCUUCAAAGAGCUUUCUCUUGAAUUUGAUUUCUUUCUCUUCACCAACACCCCCAAUCCUUUCAGAGACUCAUCAAUGUUUUUUUAAACACCAGAGGCGUUUAAGAAAGAAGUUCUCGAAAGCCAACCAGAUCAAAAUUAGAAAGAAUUGAUUUAAGAACUAACUGGCGUUUUUUUCUUUUCGUAAAUAUAAAUUUUUUUCAGUGCUUCAUUGAAACGCUUCAUGAUUGAGAAAGAAUUUUUCUAAUUCAAAAAAUUUAAAAAAGGUGUAUUUAUUACUACGAAUUUGAUUUUUUUCUUUUUCAAAAUCAGACACUGACGUCAAUUUUUUUAGUGUGUAGAGUAAAUUAUUUUUUUUUGAAAAAAAAUAUCACAAAUUUAGCUGGCGACGAUUUGCGGUCGAGACGAGGUGGUUCUGGUAGAGCUGCAGAAUCGGCUGCACGUCGACCACCUGCCGACGGUGAUGGAAACGGCCAAGGCGACGUGCGCCGACGUCUACGAAUGUCUUCAAGUCGUCGUUCAGCAACAUCUCAGGGCCUGCGCUCCAAUUGUCGGCAAUUAG
Caenorhabditis auriculariae is the source of this 2752-nucleotide messenger RNA. The record is from the annotation of a GenBank genome assembly. NCBI's taxonomy places the organism in Eukaryota, Metazoa, Nematoda, Chromadorea, Rhabditida, Rhabditidae.